AUGCAAAACAUUGCUCUUACUAACAACAAUCUUGCUGGAGAGAUACCAGCGGAGCUAGGUAACCUUAAUAAACUACGGAUAUUGGGAUUAGCUCGAAAUAAGUUUACUGGUUCCAUUCCUGCAGGCAUUUUCAACAUAUCAGCACUGCAGAUCCUAUCACUUAUACAUAACAGGCUUUCAGGUACUUUACCUUCACAUUUAGGCCGUGGAAUGCCCAACGUAGGAGAGCUUUAUAUUAGAGGGAAUAAUUUGACUGGUUUUAUCUCUGCAACUAGCUCAAAUUCUUCGAAACUCAGAAUGGUUGCUCUUUACAACAACAGUUUCACGGGUCCAAUUCCUGAAUCGUUUGGUAGGUUAGAAAACCUUGAGGUUCUGCACUUGGGGGGGAAUAACUUUUCUAGCAAUUCGGCAUUGAGUUUCCUGACAUCUUUGACAAACUGUAGGAAACUAAGACUACUUUUUUUUUAUAGGAAUCUGUUGGAUGGUGUUUUACCUGCAUCUCUUGGGAAUUUCUCUGACUCUCUAGAAAUGUUUGAAGGACAAAGUUGUAAACUGAAGGGUGUCAUUCCUGAAGAAGUUGGUAACCUUACUGGAGUGAUAAAGAUGAUUCUGUUUAACAAUAAAUUGACUGGACAUAUUCCAAAAGUUGUCCAAGGCAUACUGAACCUUCAAGAACUUUACCUACAAAGCAACAAGCUAGAAGGAACAAUACCUGAUGUUAUCUGCAAUUUAAAGCAUCUUGGCGCAUUAGACUUGUCAGGAAAUCGAUUUUCUGGUUCCGUGCCACCAUGCAUAGGGAAUGUUACUAGUUUAAGGCAACUUUACCUAGCUUCUAACAGGCUGAAUUCGAGAUUACCUGCUAGCUUGGGGAGCCUUCAAGAUCUCAUAGAAUUCAAUGUUUCAUCCAAUUUAUUAAUUGGGAAAAUACCUUCUGACAUUGGAAAUUUAAAGGUUGCAACACUCAUUGAUCUGUCGAAAAAUGAUUUUUCUGGUGAGAUACCUAGAACUCUAGGGGGUAUAGAUAGAUUGAUUAAACUUUCUUUGGCACAUAAUAGAUUAGAUGGGCUUAUUCCAGAUCUACUUGGCAAAAUGCUGGCAUUGGAAUUCUUGGAUUUGUGCAAUAACAAUCUUAGUGGUGAAAUACCAAAAUCAUUAGAAGCUCUUGUUUAUCUCAAGUACCUGAACAUCUAA
Molecule: messenger RNA, 1191 nt
Organism: Lycium barbarum (goji berry)
Lineage: Eukaryota; Viridiplantae; Streptophyta; Magnoliopsida; Solanales; Solanaceae
Product: probable LRR receptor-like serine/threonine-protein kinase At3g47570
Exons: 2
Coding region: 1-1191 (396 amino acids)
Molecular function (GO): protein binding
Source: RefSeq, a predicted model, not a curated record